CAUUAGAGCUCAGACACUGAAGCGAACGGAUCGAAACGCCCUCGGACUUUGAAACGAAGAUUAUAAUACUCUUCUAGGAGUUACUCACGCAGACUGCUGUUUAAGAAAUAUUUCGCAAUGCCCGCGGAGAGACUUCGUCUUCGAGCGUGGAUAGAGAAAGAAGCAGACGGCGGCAGGCUACCGGGUCUUGAGUGGGAGGACCGUGACAAAGGCAUCUUUAAAGUCUCCUGGAAGCAUGCUUCGAGACAGUGCUGGUCGUUUCCUAAGGACGCCUGUGUUUUCGAAGGCUGGGCAAUCCACAGUGGACGGUACAGGAAAGGUUACGACCGCCCCGAUCCGCGAAGAUGGAAAGCGAAUUUUCGAUGUGCUCUCAACGCUCUUCCGGAUAUCAUUGAACUUCCAAACCAGGGCAUUGCGCGGGGCCAAGAUGCUUAUAAAGUCUAUCAGAUAGUCAGGAAAUCGGUGAAGAAAGACGGCCACAAUAAACGGCAAAGCAAAUCAAGCGCCUCUACCAGUGCGGUUACCAACACAAACGUAACGCCACCAUCCAGAGAUCACACAGCUGCGAAAAGAGCGAGGAGGGAACCAGAGCCAGCGAGAUUGAAGAGAGCAACUCCAGGGGAACAGCCUAGAAAGGCUCCAUACUACCCCCUGCCGGGUAGUAAACCACCAUUCAGUGGCUUUGGAUUCUGGCCAACAUUCCACGCCUGGCCACAUCUGCUUGAUCAUGACUACAUGAAUACGUGGUUCGACCCAAGACCCGAGAUGAAAGACAUUGGAGUUAUGACUCAACCAGGAAUUAAGCAAGAACCUUUGUCUCCAGGCGAUAACAUGAUGGCAUCAUGUUCUCGGGAACUUGUUGACUUAGAAGAGAGUUCCCCAGCAGGUGCCAAGGUCAUCGUGAAAGAAGAAGAUGAGGUACCCAGCGAUCAAGAAAUCAUCGAUCUGGUAGAUCAAAUGUCAGAUCAGAGUAGCUCCUCACUUGAGGAUUUGGACGGCAUGGAGGGAUCAAAUGAGGAAGAUUUUUCGGAAGAUGCUUCUCCUCCAACAGAGCGUCCCCCUCUACGGCUGGUUUUGAAGACUGAAGGCUCAUCUGAUUAUGGGAAUGAGUACACAAGUUCCCUUCCCUUGACUCCAGACUCCACUAGGGAGAUUUUAAGUGUCAUCAACAGGUCAUGAAAAAACGAUAACAAACUCUGCAAGGUUUGAAGACGUCCCAGUGAAGAACUCUUACAGGGAAUUAUACACGUGUAGUCAAGUUCAGCAAUCGAAGGAAACGUAUUUUCACACUGUCUAAGACCGAUGCAAUGAGCUUCGGUCAAAGAACUAUUGGACUUCAAGUCUGCCUAACCUGCCUUAAGAGGACACCUUAAUUACAAACUGCACGUACCUCUUUGGACGUUUAAACGAGUAGAGUUUUCACGUGACCAGAACUAUAGCUAACCUUCCUCUUAUCAGGAGGUGGUGUUUCUUUUGCACAAAUUUUAUUGUAUCAUGUAAGAUAAAUAGUGGUAAAGAAAGAAAAAGUAAUGUAACAUUGUUAGUAGAGUUCAUUCGCUUAAGUUGUAGGCUUACACCUACCUCUUCCAGGGUCAGUAAAUAUGUGUCGAUCUAUGAAGUCUGUGGAUGAAACCUUAGUGUUCAACCAAUCAAAUGAAAGUUAUUGAGGAGUACAUUCAUUUAGUACUGUUUAUUAUACUGCACAACUGUAGAUCCAAUUCUUAAGUCUGUAGAUGUAACUCUAGUGGGUGACCAUUCAAAUGAAAGCCGCUGAACAGUACUUUUAUUUGGUACUACUAUUAUAAAACUAACACUUUAUCUCACAUUAUGAAUCUGGUCACUCCUGGAAGUAAAGAUGGAAGGUAAAACAUAAUAAACUGAUCUAUGGGAUCACUCUAGAGUACUAGCAAUCAGGUUUUGUUCACAAUUUGACGCAAAACGUAAUCUUACAUCAACAACACUCCUGAAUGCCAAUGAAUUGGCAUUCAGAAGCAAAAAUCAUUUGGAAACUCGUCUCUGGGCAUCCAUAAUUAAUUUUCCAUCAAAGAACCAUACAUGCUAUGCAUAUUGACAGAAAUAAAUCGUUUUUACAAAACCUGUUUUAAAACGAGUGGUUAGUACUUUUAAAAAUAUAAAAAACGAAUAUAUAUUUUGUGCGUGUUAGUUUUUUAAGAAGCUUUUAUGCUGUAGGGUCAAAAGUGUGCGUAACAAAAGUCAUUUUUUCUUUAGAAGUUAGCGUAGAAAUGAUUUUAACUGUUCACUGUUUUGUUGAUGUUGCGAUGACCGAAUCAGCGUAGAAGAUAUCGCUUCUUCUUAACCUCGAUAUCAGUCUGACAUGUUUUGUUGAAGUUUUAUCGGUGCAAAUUUUCAAACGUGACAAUAGGAAUAAAGUAAUCAACUCUAUUUUAAGGAGUAUAAGUCUUAUGAAAUAAAGUGGUUUUGUUUUAAUUUA
Molecule: messenger RNA, 2452 nt
Organism: Orbicella faveolata
Lineage: Eukaryota; Metazoa; Cnidaria; Anthozoa; Scleractinia; Merulinidae
Biological process (GO): immune system process; regulation of transcription by RNA polymerase II
Cellular component (GO): nucleus
Molecular function (GO): RNA polymerase II cis-regulatory region sequence-specific DNA binding; DNA-binding transcription factor activity, RNA polymerase II-specific
Source: RefSeq, a predicted model, not a curated record